Molecule: messenger RNA, 4499 nt
Organism: Onychostoma macrolepis
Lineage: Eukaryota; Metazoa; Chordata; Actinopteri; Cypriniformes; Cyprinidae
Gene: plcd3a
Product: phospholipase C, delta 3a
Exons: 15
Coding region: 586-2946 (786 amino acids)
Biological process (GO): lipid metabolic process; intracellular signal transduction
Molecular function (GO): phosphatidylinositol-4,5-bisphosphate phospholipase C activity; calcium ion binding
Source: RefSeq, a predicted model, not a curated record
UUGUGUUUUGCAGUGAGGACCAUCUCGAUAAAUCUCACACAGCGGCACAAAAUCAUGUUUUAACACAUUUGCUACUAUGAAUAAACCCAGUAGGUGGAGUCCAGUGAAAGGUCUGUGUGAAGUUCAUGUUCUGCAUUCAGACAGCUUCAUUUCUUUGGUUUGAAACAGUUUAUCUCCAAAGACUAUUUUUGUGACACCUGUUCAUCAGCUAUAGGGAGCCAAGUUGAAAUAUAUAGGCUAAAAAUAAAAGUAACACACUAAUUACACAAUCGACUUCUCAAUUCAGAUAGUUUGCCAUGAAGCAGAGGCCGUGACACAGUAAGCGUGCCACAGAGUGUGAGUGAAUGACUCGUGUUCAUCAGCAGAAUACUUACCGCUCCUCGCCGGACUCCAGUUACGCGCUGCGUUUUUAGACCCGUCAAGUGUUGCGACAGCCGACACAGCAGCAGCAGCAGCGCCGCGAUUCACAUGUGCUGACCCACACGUUUAAACGCGUUCUUCUGGAUAGUUUGUGUCUUCUGAUUAUUCACAUUUACCUCAAGACGGUUAUAAGAAGUUCUGCCUGGAGCCGAAGGGAUAUUCAACAUGCUGGGGAGGAAGAAGAAACCAGACACAACUCAGACUGAACCCAAAGCGUUCGAGACGAAAACCCACGAUCCGCUUCGGAGGCUUGGUGUGCUGGACGAUGAAGAUGUGCUGCUGAUGCUGCAGGGGUCGAAGAUGAUGAAGGUUCGAUCUCAGCGUUGGCGGAAGGAUAGGAGCCUGAAGCUUCUGGAGGACUGUGUGACGGUGUGGUGUGAGUCCAGCAAAACCUCCCGCAAAGGCAAAAGGCAGCAGACCUUCUGUGUGACGGAGGUGGAGUGUGUGCGGGAGGGGUGUCAGUCGGAGUGUCUGCGACGAAUGGCAGGUCUGGUUCCAGAGACCCACUGCUUCACUGUGGUCUUCCGCGGAGGAAGGAAAAGCCUGGAUCUGUGUUGCUCCACACAGGAUGAAGCGGAGCGCUGGGUUCGAGGCCUCCGCACGCUCAAAGACCGCAUCUCCAACAUGAGCCAGAAAGAAAAGCUGGACCAUUGGAUUCGAGGCUAUCUGAGACGUGCGGAUCAGAACCAGGAUGGGAAGAUGAGCUACGACGAGGUGAAACAUCUGCUACAGCUGAUCAACAUUGACCUGAACGAACAGUAUGCACACACACUAUUCAAGAAGUGUGAUCGCUCGUGUGAUGGCCGGCUGGAUCACGUGGAGAUAGAGGAGUUCUGUCGUGAGCUGAUGCGCAGGCCGGAGCUGGACGCGGUGUUCAGGCAUUAUUCUGGUAAUGGGUGUGUGCUGACCACCUUGGAGCUGAGGGAUUUUCUCGGGGACCAGGGCGAAGACGCAUCACUGGCCCAUGCAAAGACUCUCAUCCACACCUAUGAGCUCAACAACUGGGCCCGGAAGAAUCUGUUCAUGACCCAGAACGGUUUCACCAUGUACAUGCUCUCGAAUGAGAAUGAUGUGUUUAACCCAGAUCACGCUCACGUGUAUCAGGACAUGAGGCGACCGCUGGCACACUACUACAUCUCUUCUUCUCAUAAUACGUACCUCACCAAAGACCAGGUGACCAGUGCCAGCAGCACCGAGCCCUAUAUCAGAGCUCUGCAUCAGGGCUGUCGCUGUGUUGAACUGGACUGCUGGGAUGGUGAUAAAGGAGAGCCCAUGAUCUUCCACGGACACACGCUCACCUCCAAAGUGCUCUUUAAAGAAGUCAUUGAGACCAUCGCUCAGUACGCCUUCAAGACAUCUCCGUAUCCUCUGAUCUUGUCCCUGGAAAAUCACUGCUCAGUGGAGCAGCAGGCGGUCAUGGCGCAGCACCUUCGCUCUAUUCUGGGAAAGAAGCUCCUGAGAAAGCCACUCAAUGACCUGCCCCUCAAAGACCUACCCUCACCUGAGGAGUUGAUGGGGCGGAUCUUGCUGAAGGGGAAGAAGUUAGGUGGUCUGCUGGGGAAGAUUGACAGCUGGGCUAGCUUCUCAUAUAGCUCAGAUGAAGAGUCUACUGCUGGAGGGAGCGGGAACAAAAAGGAAUCUAAAAGGGAUCUUGGGAGAUCUGUGAGCACUAAACUGAGUCCAGAGCUGUCAGAUCUGGUGGUGUACUGUCAGAGUGUGCCCUUCAGUGGUUUUGAGACAGCCAGCCAGAGACCUCCUAGCAUGAUGUCCUCUUUCUCUGAGAAUGAGGCGCUCAAACUCAUCAAAGACACAGGGAAGCUGUUUGUUCGACACAACAGUCGGCAGCUGAGCAGGGUUUACCCAUCAGGCCAGAGGUUACAGUCCUCCAACUACGACCCCCAGGACAUGUGGAACGGAGGCUGCCAGAUGGUGGCUCUGAACUUCCAGACACCAGGAGAGCAGAUGGACCUGAACCAGGGCCGCUUUCUGCCCAACGGCCGCUGCGGAUAUGUGCUCAAACCUGACUUCCUGUGUCACCCAAAGUCCAACUUUGACCCUGAGAACACGGGUGGAGGACCAGGACAUAUACCCACACAGCUCACCAUACGGGUGAUCUCGGCCCAGCAACUUCCUAAAAUAAACACAGACAAUCCCAAUUCCAUUGUGGACCCACAGGUCUGGGUGGAGAUCCAUGGAGUUUCCAUCGAUAAGGCUCGUGCAAAAACCCAGCGCAUUGACAACAAUGGUUUCAACCCUCGUUGGGACUGUACUGUGAGCUUUCAGCUGCAGGUGCCUGAACUGGCCUUGGUGCGUUUUAUGGUGGAAGAUCACGACUACAAAUCCAAAAAUGAUUUCAUUGGCCAGUUCACACUCCCAUUCACCAGCCUACGAACAGGUUAUCGUCAUGUUCACCUGCUAAAAGCAGACGGCUCCAAUCUGUCUCCUGCCACCCUCUUCAUCCAUGUCAAGGUGGUUCGGCGAGGAGUUCCUAUUAAAACCGUUUCUGAGCGGAUAGGCAAGGCCUGAGGCUUCUGUCAUGGUUCCUGGAAAUGUUUAUUUCUGGAAGUACCUUACUGAAGGAAAAGCCCCUGAACCGGGCUCUCGAGGUGCUGGGACUCUUCAGAAUGAGACCACCUGAAAAAGCAUGAGACAUUGGACGUACAAGCACAACAAUCUGCAGAAAGUCAGUGUAGACGUGUGAUUCAAAGUGCAUUUUGCUUUUUUAUUGUUCAUUUGUGGUGCUGUCUGCAGAGCAGAACGUCUAACCGUGUCAUAGAAGCGUUAUCGUGGAAGCUAAAUAUGUUAUGAAGUCAGUAUUGUUCGAAGUUACAAGUCAGUGUUGUUUAUAGAGUCUGUUUCCAUCGAGACCGAUUUCUAUUGAGUCUGUGAGCCUUGAAAUCUGAAAAUGUAACACAUUUUAUGAAAAUGUCAUAUUUUAAUUGAACUUAAACAGUCUUUACAUGCUGGACAAGAAUUAUAUGUACAUGUAGACAGAAAUUAGCUGUCUUUUAAUGGUUUUUAUAGUUUUAAUAUUUCAGUUUUGUUGGUGGUUUUGAUAUGCUGAAUACUGACAGCAAGGUGAAGAAAGUGUAAAAAAAAACUUUUUUUGAAAGAAUACUGAAAGCAUAGCAAGUAUAUGGACGGUUUAAUAAGAGUAAUGACUAUUUUUAUGCAAGUGUGUGUUUUAAGUGAUUCAGACACCAACAGCGAUUCAGCAGUGUAUAGGUAAUAUGUAAUCAGUAAUUAAGUAAUCAGAGUAGUAAGAUACUUCUAAAAAAUAAUAAUAAUAUAUAUUAAUACAAUUAAUGUAAUAAAAAUAAUAAAUAUUAAAUAUUUUAAACAGCUACCACUAAUGAUGAAAUCUAUGUUUAACAAUGUAUGAAACAGAAGAUUUAAUCAUCAAAGCUAAAAGCAAGCAAUGAAAAUGUUCAGUGUUGUAGGAGGUUCAAAUUUGGUCAAAUUACACAACUUCACCAGUGCUGCUUUAAUGAAGACGCAGACAACAAUAGCACUUGCCACUAGAUACUCCGUCUCAUAUCCAAGUUUGUUGAAUCAUGAAAACUCAUGGUUAUUGAUAACUCAUAAAGGUCUGUGUUUUGUACUAGGCUAUGAUAAUUAAUUUGGUAUAAUAUUAUGUAGCAAUAUAAUGUCAGCUGCUUUUGUAAAGACGUGUUUUAAAUGUAGAUUUUUUUUAUGUUUCACAGUAGAAAACAGAACAUGUCUUGAUUUUAAUGCCUUGCUUGUUUAUUCAGUACUGUUAGUGUAUAUGUGCAUAAUUCAUUCUUUUUAUAAGCUGUAUUGAAAUCGAUAAUCAGUAAUUAAUUAAUAUUAACUAGUAUUUAUUUUUGCAUUAUCAAGAUCAGAUAUCAGUUGCAAAUCUUCACAUAUUUAAGCACAUUUACUAAUUAGGUUUUUUGCUUGUCUGACCUAUGAAAACAUUUGAAAACAUGAAGAUAUGUGAAUCAAUGUCUCCAUUGUGCAGUUGUGCUCAUUAAUUGUUUUUACUGAUAUGUGGAAAGAUGUAGUGCCUUUGAAAGCAUGCCUACAUUUUAUAAACUUAAAAAACGAAUUGUACUUAA